Acanthamoeba castellanii str. Neff is the source of this 1416-nucleotide messenger RNA. Its product is annotated as WD repeatcontaining protein 1, putative. The coding region runs from base 1 to 1416 and encodes 471 amino acids. Lineage: Eukaryota; Discosea; Longamoebia; Acanthamoebidae. The transcript has 7 exons. Gene Ontology annotation, biological process: actin filament depolymerization; positive regulation of actin filament depolymerization. The record is from RefSeq and is a predicted model, not a curated record. Gene Ontology annotation, molecular function: actin filament binding. Gene Ontology annotation, cellular component: cortical actin cytoskeleton.
AUGUGGGAUUCCGGCUCUUCCGUCGGUGAGAUCACGGGUCAGUCCAAGACCAUCCUCACCUGCGACUUCAAGCCCACGCGUCCCUACCGCAUCAUCACCGGCGGCGAGGACUUCACGGCCUGCUGGUUCGAGGGUCCCCCCUUCAAGUUCAAGAAGAGCUUGACGGAGCACUCGCGCUUCGUGACGUGCACCCGCUUCUCGCCCAACGGCGAAAAGGUGGCCACCGUGGGCCUGGACAAGAAGGGCAUCAUCUGGGACGGCAAGACCGGAGACAAGCUCGUGGAGCUGACCGGCCACACCCUGGGCGUGUACUCCGUCUCGUGGAGCCCCGACUCGCAGCAGCUCAUCACCGCCUCGGCCGACAAGACCGUCAGGCUGUGGGAUGCCGCCUCCGGCGAGUGCCUCACCACGUUCGAUCUGUCGUUCGGUAGCAACAGCGUGGACUACCAGCAGCUCGGCUGCCUGUGGCACCAGGACUACCUCGUGAGCGUGGGCCUCAACGGCAACAUCUACUACCUCGACCGCGCCCACCCCAACGAGCCCCGCCUCGUCAUCAAGGGCCACAACAAGUUUGUGACCGCCCUCGCGGCUGACCCGAGCCGUGGCCACGUGUACACGGGCUCGUACGACAGCCUCAUCAUCAGGUGGGACAUCGCCACGGGCGCCAGCGAGACCCUCACCGGCAACGGCCACUCCAACCAGAUCCAGAGGCUCAAGGUGGCCGGCGAGACCCUCGUCUCCGCCGCCAUGGACGACAGUGUGCGCUUCAACUUCACCAACAGCGGCGCCUACGGUGACGCCGUCUCCACCGACAGCUCGCCCCAGGACAUCGCCGUCAGCCGCGAUGCCUCCCUCACCGUGGCCGUCACCCUCAAGAGCGUGGUGGUGCUGCGCAACGGCCGCACGGCGUCGACCCUGAACGUGAGCUUCCAGCCGACGUCGGUGGCCAUCUCGCCCGACUCGCGCACUGUCGCGGUGGGCGGCAAGGACAACAAGGUGCACCUGUACGCCCUCAACGGCGACAACCUGAGCGAGACCCGCGUGUUGGACAAGCACAGGGGCGCCCUCACCGCCGUCGAGUUCUCGCCCAGCGGCGAGUUCCUGGCCACCGCCGACAGCGAGAAGCGCGACAUCAUCGUGUGGAACACGAGCGACUACUCGGUCAAGGUCGAGGGCUGGUGCUUCCACACCGCCGCCGUGCGCUCCAUCGCCUGGACCAGCGACUCGCUCAAGCUGGCCUCGGGCUCGCUGGACCAGGACGUCUACGUGUGGAACGUCAACCACCCGUCCAAGCGCAUCCACAUCUCCCGCGCCCACCAGGGCGGCGUCAACGCCGUCGCCUGGCUCGACGACCUCACCCUCGCCACCGCCGGCCAGGACAUGUCCUGGAAGACCUGGACCGUCACCCACCUCUAA